This is a messenger RNA of Cannabis sativa, 725 nucleotides long. Its product is annotated as L10-interacting MYB domain-containing protein-like. The coding region runs from base 168 to 725 and encodes 185 amino acids. The transcript has 3 exons. The record is from RefSeq and is a predicted model, not a curated record. NCBI's taxonomy places the organism in Eukaryota, Viridiplantae, Streptophyta, Magnoliopsida, Rosales, Cannabaceae.
UUGUCCUUUUACUUAGGGUUUUUUUCUCAUUCGUAAAAAUCAACCUAGAGGCAGCAGAGACAUCGUAGUACCGUACGGCUCCUCACCUUCGCAGGAGUCUUCUCCAUCACCGAUCAUCCACGCCAUUGUUCGCCAACACCGUCGUCAAUAGUUCCUGCACAAUCAAGAUGGAGAAAGAAAAAAAUAUUUGUACUAAAAGUGAUGUAGCAGUACCACGAGGUAAAGCAAUAUGGAAUUCUGAGAGUGUGAAUUUUUUCUUGGAAUUCUGUAUCAAAGAGGUUGAUGAUGGGCAUCGUCCUACUACUUAUUUAGAUAAAAUUGGGUAUCAAAACUUGAUUACAAAUAUGAAAAAAGCAACUGAAAGAGAUUACACUAGAGCCCAGCUGAAAAAUAAGUGGGAUGGAUUGAAAAAUGAAUGGAAGCUUUGGAAGCAACUCAAGGGAAAAGAAACUGGUUUAGGAUGGAGUAUGCAAAAAAAUACAAUUGAUGCAACUGAAGAUUGGUGGAAUAGUAAAUUACAGACUCAUCCUGAUGCUGCAAAGUUUCGCAUUCGGGGAAUUGAACCAGAAGUAGAGGAAAAAUUAGAUAAGAUUUUUAUGAACACUGUUGCUACAGGAGAGCAUGCUUGGACACCUUCAUCUGGAAUAAUUCCACACAGUGCGAAAAGCCUUUUAAUGAUACUGAAACCUUACAUGAACAACUUGAGAGUAGUGAUGAUGAUCUAG